Molecule: messenger RNA, 1926 nt
Organism: Miscanthus lutarioriparius
Lineage: Eukaryota; Viridiplantae; Streptophyta; Magnoliopsida; Poales; Poaceae
Source: the annotation of a GenBank genome assembly
AUGGCUGAGGUCGCCGACGCGUCCCCACCCCCUGCGACCACCGGCGGCGGAGACCGCAAGCGGGGCCGCACCUCGCCCGUGCUUCCGCCGCCGCCGCCCGGGCCCCCGCCGCCGGGCCCGCACAAAAGGCGUAGGGAGGAGGGCGGUGGCGGCUUCGACCGGCGCCGGCUCGGCCCAGUCGGCGGCGGAGGGCACGAGCAGGACGAUAGGAGGUAUGGAAAUGGUCUUGGUGGCGUUGGAGGAAGAGGUGGUGAUGGUCGAUAUACGAAUCGUGCACCAGGUUGGUCGGGUUCUGGACGCGGUGGAUGGAAUGAGGGACCUGGGAACAGUUGUAGGGAAGGACUGAUGUCAUACAAGCAGUUCAUUCAGGAACUUGAAGAUGACGUUUCACCAGUUGAAGCUCAAAGUAGAUAUGAGGAGUACAAGUCAGAGUACAUCACAACUCAGAAGAAAGCAUACUUUGACCUCCAUAAGGAUGAAGAUUGGUUAAGAAAUAAGUACCAUCCUACAAACCUUGAAAAUGUCAUUGAAAGAAGGAAUGAACUGGCAAGAACUACUGCAAAUAAUUUCUUCCUACAAUUGCAAAGUGGAAAUCUAGACACAGGUCCAGGUUUGACGGGUUCGGCAGUGAACAAAUCAGGAAAUAAUAGCAGUAAAAAUCUAGAUGCUGUGGAAGGGGAUGGUAAAAAGGGGAAACUUGGAAAGGGUCCUGAUGAUUCAUAUUGUGCUGCUCCCAAGGCUCACCCAGUUAGUUCUGAGGUUCGUCGAAUUCGAAUUGACAUUGAGCAAGCUCAAGCUCUCAUUUGUAAACUUGAUUCUGAGAAGGGCAUUGAAAACAACGUUCUCUCAAGUAGUGACCAUGAAAAAUCAGACAGGGAUAAGUCACAUGGUUCGAUGGGGCCAAUUGUUAUAAUACGAGGAUCAUCUACUGUGAAGGGUCUUGAGGGUGCUGAGUUGAUGGACACCCUUGUUACUUAUUUAUGGCGUAUCCAUGGUGUGGAUUAUUAUGGUAUGUCUGAGACAAAUGAACCUAAAGGCCUAAGGCAUGUGAAAGCUGAUGCGAGGACAUAUAAUGGGGCUAGCUCAAAUGGCGCCGAAUGGGAGAAUAAACUUGAUUCAUUCUGGCAAGACAGAAUUCAAGAUCAGGAUCAAUUAGAAAUGUUGAAAGCAAAGGAGAAGAUUGAUGGAGCUGCUACUGAAGUCUUGGAUCCAUAUGUGAGGAAAAUAAGGGAUGAGAAGUAUGGUUGGAAAUAUGGAUGUGGAGCCAAGGGCUGCACAAAACUUUUCCAUGCCGCUGAGUUUGUCCAGAAGCAUCUUAAAUUGAAGCAUGCAGACUUGGUGUUUGAUCUAACUUCAAAAGCGAGAGAGGAUAUUUACUUUGAGAACUAUAUGAAUGACCCAAAGGCGCCUGGUGGUACACCUAUCAUGCAACAACCUGCUCCAAGGGGAAAAGGCAGACAAAGGCCACCAAUAGAGAGUCGGCUGAGGGAUGAGCGUGGUAAUCAUAGGUUGGACAGGAAUGUUGAUUCACCAACACAUGAUGGGUCUGGUGAAAAUGCCAACGAUCCUAUUUAUGAUUCGUUUGGUGAUCCAAUUAUGCAUGGUGCCUUCCCUCCAGAUAUUCCUGCUCCCCCGGUUCUAAUGCCUGUGCCUGGUGCUGGUCCGCUCGGACCGUUUAUUCCUGCACCACCGGAAGUUGCCAUGCAUAUGUUGAGGGAUCAGGGUGCGCCACCUCCUUUUGAGCCAACUGGAGGUCCACAUCCUAGGAAAGCAGGGAGGGGUGUUGGUCCCCCAAUGCGUGGUCCAUCCCCAAUCUUUACUGCUCCUCCGCCUCAUCAGAUGCAUGACCCUCGUAGGAUACGAAGCUACCAAGACCUCGAUGCUCCUGAGGACGAAGUGACUGUCAUGGACUACCGAAGCUUGUAG